ACAAUCCACCGACAACGAUCGCGCGAAGUUGUUUUGCGUUUUGCUUUUGUGUAUUUUUUUUCUUCUCUUCCUUCGAAUUCUCCGUUCGCGGCGUUCGAGCGGCGCGCAUCGUGUGUGACAGACAGAGAAAGAGAAACAGCAAAUGGGCAGCUAUAGUGACGAAGUGAGAGAAUGAGAACGCGCGACGACUCGUCGGGACGCAAGCAAGUGAAGUUUAUUGCAAUUGUUUCAAUAGUGCAGUCACACACACACACACACACACACACAUGCACGGGCGCGCAUAAUUCCGCGAAGUGGUGUGUUCAAUAGUGCGGAUUUCGAUUGCAUUUGGUUUUACUCGGGAAACGCCAAACGAGCAGCAGCCGCAGUGCUUGCCAGCGAACACGGUGAAAUUCUCCGGGUUUUGUGUUCCGUCGUGGAAGAGGAAGCUUCUUUUUGUUCGGUGCGCGGCGUUCAGUUCUUCAGCUCGUCAUUUUCGCGUGCGUUUGUGUGGAAUUUGUUUUCCUACUUUCGGAUUGUGCAUUGUUUUUCUUUUCUUUUUUUCGUGCCUCGUGUUGCCCGGAGACGACGACGAAUGGCUGCUGCUGGCGAUUCGGGGGAAAAUGUCAUCGAGCGCGCGACGGUUUCGGGAAACUUGCGUGGAUAAAACCAUUAUUUUCGAGUGCUAUUGAGUGCGUGAAGGAAGGAAGCAAAGAAAAAAUCGAGUGGGAAAAAUCGCCGAAGGUGAAAAGUGGUGACGGCGGUGUGCAGUGAAAAAAAAGGGAAACAUUCGUCCAAGAAGAGGUGUAUGUGUUUGUGUUUCUGCGCUUCUGUUGGUAUGCUGCAAUGAAAAGAUACGCGAAGGGCAAGAAGCAAGCGGAAGAAAGGCCAGUUUGAGAAAAUGGGGCGAAAGAGAAGAAGUUAAAUGAAAAGAGAGAGAGAGAGAGAGAGAGAGAGAGUAAAAAAAAGUAUCCAAAUCUAAUGUUUUGAGUGUUUUUUGCGAGUCGUACUAAUUUGCCGAAUAUUUCGCAUUCAGAAUGGCAAUGCGUAGUGUGUUUUGAUAGAAUUUUGAAGCUAGAUUUGAAUCGGAAGGAAGCUAAUCACAACAAUAAACAAAGAAGAAACGACGAAGACGACAACGGCCUCCGCUCUGUAAUAAUAAAUACGCUGGUAAACGAAUACAAUUGCAGCUCUUCAGAAGAGAACUGCAAAAGGCAAAACUGACGGAAAUUGCGAAAACGGCAGAAGACAGAAGAGUUUGGGGCAAACAAUUUAAACGUUUUGGACUCAUUCCGGAGAGCACCGGAUAAUUGUAUCAGCUGUGUGCGGAACGAGAGCGGAAGCAGCGCAGGAGGAGGAGAAUCACAAGGCAACUGUUUACGCGGCGGCGAACUCCUGCUCGAAAAGGUUCCAUAUUUGGGUGUCACCAUGUACUGAAACACUCACCUCACACACGCGCUGAGCCGAGAUAAGUAGACCCCAUAAUAGGCUUAUGGAGGAGCGAAUCCCAAAGGUCUCGACGUAAUACCCCCGAACGCUACAUCACCCGCGUGCGCAUAACCGAAGAUGAUAAUUAUAACGAUGAUGAUGAUGAGGAUGAUGCUGAUGGUUUGGUCCGUUGGUCGUGAAUCACCGUUGGAAGCCCAGUAAAAGCCCCGAUUACAGAGCCCAAUCGGAGACCCAAAGGCGCGCACGCAUUACUGCAUAAUAGCGGAUCGCUAUAAUGUAGCCGCCGUCGGGGAUUAAUCCAAGAGUGCGUGUUCCAAAUUACGUCACCGUUCCGAGACCCCCCUGAGAUCUCUCUCUAUCUCUCGAAUUCUGUGUGCUCGAUCGACCGACCGGAAAUUGAUCAUUCGGGUUAAUUUUCCAACUCACACACACACACACAUACACACAUACACACAUACACACAUACACACGCACAGCAAUGGCCGAAAUGAAUCCUACGAUGCCAACGCUGGCGGCGGGGAGACAGUUCUCCCAAGGUGCUCCAACUCCCGCGAUUCGAACCUCAUCGUUGCCCACCGCCAGCAGUGUCCAACAGGCCCCGCAAGCCUCUAGAGCACCUCAGCAACAGUCGCAACAACAACACUUCCAGCCGCAAGUGAUCGUCGCGGGAGCUCCGAUGACCACAACGCAGCCGACGCAGAAUCUCCAGGUUGGAAAUCAACAGAUUUUUAACAGUACCGGCCUGUUGAGCGGACCACGGCUCGUAGUUUUGCAUCGGCACAAUGGCGACUUUGGGUUCACCUUGCGGCACUUUAUCGUCUACCCACCUCCGGAAGCAACCACGGACCCUCAAACUGGACGCCUAGCAGCGGCCGCCGGAAUGCCAAACUUUGCCCAACCCAUGGAUACGGUGUUCGUGAAGAAGGUCCACCCGAACUCGCCCGCCUUUCUUGCCGGCCUUCAGGAAGGGGACCGACUGCUGGCCGUGAACGGACUCUCGGUUACCAGUAUACCGUACGCUCAGGUCGUGGCCACCAUUCAGCAGACCCCGAAGACGUUGACUCUGCAAGUGGUGCCGAAGAACUAUGAUCUGCUACAAACGUACUUCAGCGAAACGGCUUAUAAUCCGGAGACGAACCAGCGGCCCCAACCGCAGCAGCUGUUUGUUCCGAAGGUCUGUUCAACGCCAAAUCCACGGAUAGGUUGUGGUGGUGGCGUGAAGCGGGUACUUACGGACGUCCAAGAGAAGCAGGAAUCUCUGUACAGCACACUGCAGGAAAUCGUUGAGAAUGUCGCUCCCCCCACUCCGAUGGUAGCUGCAGCUGCGAUUAACAAGGUUAUUUAUGCGGAAGUUCCCAAGACACGGCAGCAACCUCUGGUAGCACCAGUGGAAGCCCCCACAAUGGUCGGAUUGCAGCAGCAGCAGCUGCAUUACCACCAGCAGCAACAACGCUCUAAGCCUGUAGUGUUUGAUUUCGAUCCGAUCAAGCAGCAACAUUAUUUUGCGCAGCAGCAGCAACAGCAGCAGCAGAAGCUGUUGCAGCACAGUAAAGACAAUGACUCCAUUAGUUCGUACGAUUCGGUGAAAUCGGUCGCAACUCUUUCGGCCAACGAUAUCCUCAUGGGUAGUGGAGGUGACAGUGCAAUAAUGUCCCGGCUGCGAAAGAGUUUCGAGCAGAAGGAAGAAUUCCUACGGCGCCCAGCGCCCGUCCCUCCUCAGCCUCAGGCUUCCUUCGAUGUCCAGCAACGGGAGUUCUACGGCCGACCAAAUCGGCUGCAAAAAUCCGUCUGGCCUCCGCCUCCAGCUCCCGGACAACAACAACAACAACACCUUCAGCAACAACAUUUGCAGCAGCAGCAGCCACAUCCGACCACAACAACAACAAUGCCUGUGAUAAACACCACCGAUCUGGAACCCGUAGCGAAAAUUCCAUCGAAGAUGUCCUCCGGGACGCAAACGACGUCGAUUCCAACGAAACCAGCCCCAAUUGCCACCAGCAACAACAGCAGCCUAGCUGCUGUAUCCCGGGAGCAACACACGUCCCAUUUGUCCGCCAUCCGGGAGCAAUUCUUCAGCGGAGUAAACGGUUUGAACUAUCAGCAACAGCAGCAGCAGCAACCGCAGCAGCAGCAACCGCAACAGUAUCAACUACAACAACAGCAGCAGGCACAUCAGCAGCCACAUCAGGACGAGGUCUGGGUUCCGCCUCGAUCGGCUCCUGCGUCGCUGGCCGUGCAACGGGACCAGCUGCACCAGAAUCAGCUGAGCGGAUCGCAGUCUACGCUUCCGCUGUUGUCGACCCACAGUAUGCACGUGGUCUCGGAGAAGGCCAAACUGUUCGAGUCGGGGAGGCCACUCUCGCCCGACGGGAUCGAUCGGGCCGAGCUGUACAAGAGUGAACUUAGCAGGAUAAAUACAAAACAGGUCGUUCAGAAUGUGGCCGUUCGACGGAAAGAGUUUGAACUGAAGGCGGAAAGUUCCGGCUGGCGGAGAUCCACAGAGGAAAAAGCCCGCUCGGUUAGUUCCGAUUCCGAGUCUCGCCGCACACCGGUCCGGGUGCGAUCACUCUCGGUAGAAUCGACCACCAUUAGGGAUCCGACAGCGGUUUAUGCCAGCAACAGCGACAAUCACAAUCACUUGCUCACCAGUGAAGGUGGACCCGGUGGACCCCCGUCCGGCCCUUGCUCAUUGCUCCGACAGCGACCGGUUCGGGAAAAUUCCUAUCGGAACGCUGUCCGUAACUCGACAGCAUUUUGGUUACAAGGACCGGCCACAUCGGGAGCAUUUGUACCGCCACCGUCAGCACUAAGUCCUCCUCCUGCUCCCUCAUCGGCACCCCCUACCAAUGGCCAUGCGGCCUUUUCUUUCACUAGCUCCCGAUCGCCCCCGCCAUCGUCCUCAUCGUUCGCGCCAGUUCCUCCGACGGCUCGUACCGCGUUUCAUCCUGCCGUCCAUCGGUUGCAGCCCCUCUCGGAGGAACAGUUCAAGCUGCGAUUGUUGCACCGCAACCAGACGAUCGUUGAGGUUCACAAUCAACCUUCGUCGUCUUCGCACGCGAGGGGUGCGGCCACGGUCGGCGGUGACACCAGUAGUAGCGAUGAGGGUGUCGGCGAUGGGGAUGUCGUCAUGAAGCUUGCUCCUCCCUGCUCCACCUAUUCCAUUUCCCCCCACUAUCUGGUCGCUUCCAGUGGUGGUUGUACCUCCACCACGGCCUCCAUCAGCACGGUUUCUGCAAGUGCCCCUGCGGUUUCCUCUAUCGGACACGCUACACCCAUUGCUAGCACCACCACCACCACCACCACUACUUCUACUAGUAUUGCACUGCAGGCGCCCAGUCGGCCAACGACAUUGAGUCUAUGUGCAGACUCCGGUCCGGUUGUGCUCCGCCAGAAGCAACAGCAGAACUCCUCUCAGCUGGCGAUCGAGGAGGAUGAGCGAAAAACGCGCCGGAUUUCCUACCUCCGGGCGACGGCUCACGACAACCUGUUCCAAAUGGAGAGCGACCCUUCGGACAGCAGUCCGAUGUCUCUUCCGCCAGACACACCCGACACCGAACCGGAACCAAUCGAUCACCAGCAGCAGCAGCAGCAGCAGCGACAAGGCGGCGGUGUUGGGGACAACUUGUUGUCCCAACUGCAGCAGCAGCCACAGCACCGAUUCCAUCAGCAGCAACAACAACUGCCGCAGCAACUCAAAAGCGCGUAUCGUCCUUGGCGACGUCCGCGCUUCACCACCGAUAUUCAGCCGCUGCGCCGACUCUUCGAUGAGUCAGCCCCACUCAUCAAUCUACCACCGAUUCUUGAGCAGUCGCAGCUGUCACCCCAGCCUAUCAUCGUUGCCGGAUCGGUAGUGGAUCUAACCAAACUGGUCCGUAGUCCGGAAGCUAGCGACGACGAAGAAUCGAUGUUUCACGGUGGUAGACCUGGAGUACCCCUGGCAGCAACACCAACACCACCGCCCUUGUCGUUGACGUCGUCGUCGUCUUCAUCGACGAUUGGUUUGGGCAGAUCGAUGGCGGUGAAGAAGCGGUCUUCCUCGCUGACGGCAGCGAUGCUCAGCAGCCAGCUUGGCGUCGGACAUCUGAAAGAUCUGCACAUGAUCACGAGCACCUCGGCUUCCGGGGUGAUCACGAGGAGUUACUUCUUCGCCCAAAGCCACGGUACGAAAUCGAAAGCGUUGGCCCACUUCCGGGACUCACCGGCAGAUCCCGCGGCGGCGGUUGUGCGCGAGGGCGAACUCAACGUCAAGGUGACGCUGAUCGACGGCAAGCGGUCCCAGGAUCGAAGCUGGCGGACGGUCCACGCCGAGCUGCGCGGCAAUCGGCUCAAGCUGACGUUGCUACGCGACGGGAAGAGCUCCAGCAAUCAGAGCCCUGAACCGUCGGGAAUAAUCGAUCUCACCAACUUCCACGUGGCCGAGGGGAACUACACCAAGCGGAAGAACGUCUUCAAGCUGACGACUGUUUCCUACCAGCCGUCGAGUGCCCAAUCCCAUCAGCAUCUGGCGGUGCACCAAACGCAGUCUGGUGGCGGUGGUGGACACCAACAGCACACGACCUCGGCCUCAUCCGGGGCCACCUCGCUGUACAAGGGCUACGAACGGGAGUUGCUGCUGCAGGCGGAUUCCCAGCAUGAUAUGCGACUGUGGAUGGAUUCGCUCAAGACCGUCUGCAGGAGCAGUCAGUAUUCGAACAGUAUUGACUACAUUAACAACCUCGGAGGCCAACAGGCGGAACCGCAGCGAGUGGCCGCCCUCACAAGUGUGCAAUCGGCUAGCAACGAUGAAUUUUCUCCCAUCCUGUCGACAAAAUCCCACCGCAAGUACACACUCGGGUCGCGAUCCCCCUCGGGUCAAUCACCCGUCACCAAGAGCCGUAAGACACCCCAGCAAAACUCGGCCGCCGUUCCGACGCCAUCGUCGUCGGUGGCAACCAGCAAUCAUCAUGCGCACGGACACCACCACAGCGGGAAGGAGAGUUCCGACAAGGAGACUGGCUCCCCGAAGUCGAAAACCUGGAAGGGGAUCGUGGCGCGACAGUUUCGCAAGAUGCAAGGUCAACCGGGCUCGCCCGGUAUCCAGAACCAGGAGAUGGUCCUGCCCGACGGAGCAUCCAUCAAUGUGCCACUCCCACUCUGUCCGCCUUCGGAUGAGAAUCCCUACGUUCCGCUGUUGCUGGCCAAAUGCACCGGAAUCGUCGAAUCCAAAGGACUGGGCGUGGUCGGAAUCUACCGGAUACCUGGCAACACGGCGGCCAUUUCCCAACUAACCGAACAGGUUAACCGCGGCAUGGACGAGGUGACGCUCCGGGAUCCCCGGUGGGACGAUGUAAACGUGGUAUCCUCGCUGCUGAAAUCCUUCAUCCGUAACCUGCCGGAUCCACUGCUGCCGAACGAGAUGUACCACAGCUUCAUCGAGGCCGACAAACAGUCCGGCCAGCAGAGGUUGAUCGAGUUGAAGCAACUGCUGAACAAAAUACCCACGUAUAAUCACGAGACGCUGAAGCAUCUGAUACGCCAUCUGUACGCUGUUAGCACCAAUGCGCUCGUCAAUCUGAUGGAUCCACGGAACCUGGCGAUCGUGUUUGGUCCCUCGGUGGUGCGCUCGGCCAACGAAUCGCUCGAGACCGCCGUCAAGGACAUGAAGCACCAGUGUCAGAUUGUGGAGGUGCUCAUUAAUCAUUACCAAUACUUCUUCGAGGACGAUCUGUUGCCGGAGAAAAUGUCUUCAACGACCGUUGAUUCUGGCUUGGAUGCACCGUCAACGAAUCUGCUGCUGGAUAAUGUUUCUAAAAUUGAACCCUUCAAAGAAUCAUCAAAGGAGAGUAGUUCACACUUCGUGGCCCAGAUCGUUCAGGCGGCAAAUAGGAAGAUUCGAAGAACGACACAGCGCAAAAGCACCAUGUCCUCAACCACACCGGAUACACUCUCGCUGGACAGUACAACCUCAGCCGAAUCGAAAGAGCAAUCAUCGCGGACGUCCCAUCGCUAUCUGCAUCCGAACAGUGCGGCGUUAGGAACAGGAGCGGGAGGAGGCGGAGGAGCUUCGAGUGGCAUUGGCAGCAUGACCAACGCUGCCGUCGCCGCUGCCGCCAAUGCUCCGCAACUGGAUCACCACCAAGUCGGACCGGGUGGUGUUGGAGGAGGCCCCGUUGUCCACUCGGACGACAGCCAGAAGGAGAAUUUAGUACAUCACCAUCACUAUCACCACUACCAUCACCAUCAUGGGGGCGGCGGCGGGAAUCGACACCACAGCGUUCAGAGCAAUGACGACAACUCAUCAGUAUUAAACCGAUCGUCCGAAGAGGACUCCAACGACAGUGCAUUCGCCGAUAAUGGUUCGAUGUCCCUCAAGACGGUAACGCUCACGUUGGACCACAAGCUGCGCUCGCUUCGUAACUCCUCGAUCGAUUCGGACCGGGACGUGGCGGAAACGACGCUGGAGAGUGACUGCGACAAUAGCAGCAGUUGCUACAGUGCGAAUGCUGGCACCGUCGCCGUCACCACCACCGGAACACCGACUCGCCGCUCUGUGCACCAUUCGCGACCCCUCACCCUGGGCGAAAACAUUCCAUACGCGGACGAGUCCCCGGAACGGCCACUGAUCCAGAGCCGGUCGAAACCGCUCCGCCAGCUGAGUAACACUAAUGGAAACUUUCCAAAAUCCUCGGAUCUCAGCAACAGCAACAGCAGCCUGUUCAACAACAACACGAGCAGCGUUGGCAGUAGCCCUACCGGUGGCAACGGCGCCGGCGUUCUGAAUGGUUCGGUGAAGUCCGCCCACUCGGAUAAAUCCAUCGACAGUAGCAGCGGUGGUGGCGGGAUGAUGACGACUACGGUGACAGCGAACUCGAGCGGUAACACAACAAACGACAGCUGUGUGACGCUCGUAAACGAAGAGGAGGAUGGCGAUGACGAGGAGGACAAGGUGAACAAUAUCUCCUUGAGUUCCGAUGAUACGGACACUUCGACGACGAGCAAUCCGCGGGAGAAGCUGACCGCUGCGACGUAUCGCAUCGACACGGAAGUGCUGAAGAAGAUGAACCGCAUACUGACGAAUCUGGAGCGCAAGGCGAACAACCUCGAGCGGAAGUUCAACCUGAACCGGUCGCUCUCGUUGAACUACAAGAACCACAAGAACCUGGAGUGCUGCUGUGGGCACACGGUGGCCAAUAGUGGGGCGAUACCGUCGGCCCAGUGCUGCAAUAACAAUAACAACAAUAACAAUAUGCACAACCAGCAGAACAAUAACAACAGCGUGAGCGUUCACAACAGCUUGAAUGUGCGGUCGCGUCUUUCGCUGACGAAGGACGAGAAAACGGACAAGAACAUCAACCGGAGGAGACAAAUUCAUGAUGUCAGCCAGACCGCACCGGUGUCGGGUGAGGGUGUCUGCUGCGGCGCCGAACAUCAUCAACAUCACACAUCCCAGCAGCAGCAGCACCAGCAGCAACAGGGACCACAGAUCAUAUUGACGCCGACACCGGUGAAUCCUCAACCGAACGGCGGAGGAGGCGGAGGGGGAAGACAUCGAAGGCAGGUGGGCAGCAGAUCCAUCAGGAGGAGACACACGGUUGGGGGAACACACGAUUACUGCUCGAACAAGAUUGUGAACAAUCACGGUCACAAUGGAAUGCAGUGUCAACAGCAGCAGCAACAACAUGGUUCCGGUGGAAGAGGGCUGGCGGGAGGGUGCACCGCUGUAGUGCAGCAGGGCGUUUGUGGGGGCGAAGAGAAGUGAGGGUUUCGGGAUAAAGGGAUUAGUGUUUGUGUGUGCGUUUGAGAGAAAAGCGAAUGGAAAGAAAAUCAGAUGCUGAUUUUCAUUGCGUUCUGAAUCGUUGAAUCAGAAUGAGUGUCUAUUGUUUCUGUAAUUUGAUAAGUUUUGCACCCGAGAGGAUCAUGUAUGUGGACGCAAUGCGUAAUUUUGUUUCGUAUAUUAUGAUCUUUGGUUUUGUACAGGACUUGUAUCGUGCUGUCACUUUCGCUACUAAAAUUUUCGUAGCUGUCAUAGGUUUGCGUCAAACUUUUUGUAAUUAGUUACUCUACUAUUGUGAAAUUUUGCGCCCGGUAAACCGACAAAGCCAUUUUUAGACUACCCGUCCAAUAGACAAAAAAAAUCUAGUUUAAUAUAGAGGUCGACAUUGGUCGAAAUACAUUCGAAAAAUUUGUUGGCCAACCGACCGUUCACCGGUCUAGGACCUAACGAAUUAGAGAUGUCCAGCUUCGUCUGUCUUGGGCAGCCGUUCUCCAGUCACCUCGUACACCAGCAGAUCGUGCAUCCUCUUCCACCGCGCACAUCCACCGUGUGCGAGGCCUACCACGAAGUCGACGGCCACUCCCUGGUUCUCUGCUGCUCUGCUAGAUGUCCAGCCCACUGCAGCCUGCCACGCCGUGUUACCUUCACUAUAUCAGCGUGUUUGUAUAUCUGGUGUACCUGGUGUACUCGUAAUUCAUGCGCCUGCGCCACACACCAUCUUCCAAUUUACCGCCAAGUAUCGAUCGCAGAACUUUACGCUCAAAAACUUCGAGCACUCGUCGGUCGGCUUCCUUCAGCGUCCAUGCUUCAUGUCCAUAAAGGCCCGCCGGGGGGAUCAGCGUCCUAUACAGCACUUGUUUUGUAAGUUUCACUUCACGACUCAUAUCGUUGUCACAUGUCACAAGCGUACCAAGAUACACGGAUUCAUCAACCACUUCAAACCGUUCCCCAUCAAUCUCCACUUCAGCACCAAUACCACCGGAACCUCCACGCUCCCUGCCAGCUACGACGUACUUUCGUGAUGUACGUACGUUUUCGUGAUGAUCGUACCGUUUCUUUGCACGUUCGCUCUUCGUUCGUUGCUGAUUCAAGGACUAUGUUAAACAGUAAGUUGGAGAGCGCAUCCCCCUGCUUCAGUCCAUCUAACGUUGCGAACGCGGCUGAUGUCUCGCCAGCUAUCCGCACGCAUGACUCCGAUCCUUCCAGUGUCAUACGACUCAGCUUAAUUAGUUUCGUCGGGAAACCGUGUUCCUGCAUAAUCUGCCACAGCUCGUUUCUUUUCACUGAGUCGUAUGCCGCCUUGAAAUCUACUAACAGACGGUGAGUCUGCAAGUUAUACUCACGGCACUUGUCAAGGAUCUGUCGUAGGGUGAACAUUUGAUCCGUCGUGGAACGCCCCUGUCGAAAACCAGAUGAAGGUAUUCGCCGACGAAGGAUUCCGUUAGCGGUCUCAAUCUGAGGAACAGGAUACGGGAGAGCACUUUGUAUGCGGAGUUGAGCAACGUAAUGCCUCGAUAGUUGCUACAAUCGAGUCGAUAGUCCUUGUAGAUUGGGAAUAUAGUCGUUCGGCAUUUGCUCAUCCGCCCAGAUCCUCAGUAUGAUCUGGUGUAUCGCAUCGUACAGCCGCUAGCUUCCCGCUUUUCGAAUUUCGGUCGGGAUACCAUCUUUCCCAGCGGACUUGCCGUUACCUACUCACUAAUCGCCUUUUUAACCUCCUCCUAUGUUGGUAACGCCACAGCUUGUUUGUCAUUCAUAAUCCUCAUCCUCAUUCUGUUCCUGUUUUGCUCAUCUUGGUCCUCAAUAGCGCCUGAAAGUGCUCCGUCCACCUGACUGCAACCACGGAUUCUCAGUAAGCAGGCUGCCGUCCUUAUCAUUACACAUCACCGGCGCAGGAAAAUUCCUGCUUCUGACUGUUGACUGUUGUAUAGAAGCUCCGCACGUCGUUUCUAGCAAAGUUGUCUUCUGUGCUGGCGAGCACCUGCUUCUCGUACGCGCUUCUUCUGACGGUGGACUCCAUUUUCGGCAGCUCUUGCCUCCCUGCAUCUCUCUCUGUCGCUCCCUGUCUUCUCGUCUGUCGCUCUCUGGCACUCGGCAUCAAACCAGUCGUUACGCUGUCUUCCCCGCGUACGUACCUAACACCUCUCUCGCAGUCGUUUCAAUGGCACCGUGAAUAGUACUCCACAGCCCAUUUAUAUCUUGUUCCUCCUGCUGUUCUGCGAUCCGUUCAUCCAGCUCUCAGGCGUAUUCUUCUGCUACGCCAUCUGCUUUCAAGUGCCGACCGUUCAUCAGUACGUGAUCGAUCUGAGAGCAGGCUUUCCAUUUGGUUGCCUCCAGGCACCCAGGUAUCCGAAUAUUUAAACGUGGAAAAUAGGAGCUACAUAUGGCCAUUCCUCUGGCCGCGGCAAAGUUUAUCAGCCUCAGGCCGUUUUCAUUGGUUGACGAGUGAAGGCUGUGCCUUCCAAUGACCGGACGGAAAAAUUCCUCCCUCCCAACCUUUCGUUUGUAUCUUCGAUGACGGCUUUUACGUCGUGCUUUGGGCACUCGCCAUAGGUUCGUUCUAGUUUUUCGUAGAAAUCAUCUUUGACGUCAUCAGAUUUGUUGUUGCCGGUGCGUAGGUGUUAAUUUAACUGUAGUUGAAGAAUUUGCCCUUAAUUCUCAACCCGCAUAUACGGUCAUCUACGGGCCUCCACCGGAUGACUCUUGUUUUCUGUUUUCCCAGCACCACGAAACCGACGACCUGUUCCGCUGCUUUGCCGCCACUGUAGAAGAAUUGGUACUGGUACUUCAAAGAAGUGUGUGCAAUAGGGUCUCCUGCACGGAAUACAUUUAAUGUGGGAUCUAAAGUUUGAUUGGGAUACACGUUGGGUUCAGUUCCCGAUCAGUCAAGAAAACUUCCCAUUGCUGGCAUUGUACCGAGUCUUCAGAGUUUUUGGAAGGAUAAAUCACAUUCCAAAUCACUUGAAAACAAAAGUCCACUUUGCUACGCAAAGUUUAACAAUCCAUCAUGUGCAAUUCUCCCACUAAAGCGUACUCAACUUAAAGCAAAACCAUUCAUUUGAUAGACUCUCAUAUAGAAGACCGUGCUGCGUUGUUUUCCGUCUUCUUUGGUUUCACUACUCCGAUUUCUAUUUCUUUAAAUAAGCACACGACCGGCUUCUUCCCGUGUCUCGACCGUGCCGACACUAACUAACUCACUGCCGACUAAAUGCCCGACACAAACCAACAAACUUCUUCAUUCUUCUCUCCUUUUCCAUAUAUAUCAUUUCAUGUUUUUCUUAUCUUAUGGCGGGUUUACAUUAGGGAGAUCUAUAGCUAUAGAUGGAUUUAUUCACGUGAAAAUAGGUGUAAACGGGUGAGAAUAAAUAUGAUACACUUAUUCGAGGUAUAUAUAACUUGAAUAAAUUCAGCAUAUGUAAACGCUUGUGAAUUUCUCACUGGUGAGAAAUCACUAAAGUUGGAUGCAGUUCUACUUUAGGUGAAUAAAUUCACCGAAAAUAUGAAUAUAUUCAUUAUAGAAGUUCACGCUAGUGUAAACGGUUGAUGCGAUUUCUAUAAAUCUCAUCAUAUUUCUUCACAUGAAUAUAUCCCUAGUCUAAACCCACCCUUACGUUCUAUUACCUCCUCCUUGAGGUAUAAUCAAGCUAAAGGGAUUCGAGAUAAACUUUUCUUAACCUAGACCCUAUCUCUACAUAAAAAUAAACUUUGAGUCAUACGAUCGUAAAAGCAACAAAUUAAUUUAUUUGUUCGGGAUCGUUCUGACCUUAUCGUAAAUGUGUCCCUAUCUGAAAAACUAAAGACGCGUCCACAUUACGCCAAACGGCCUUGGCCGCCCGGUAAAGCCGACUAAAUGUGGACGUACCGCCCGGGCUUGCCGACGUGCCGAAAACCGACUCGAAUCAAACCGAACCCAACCCGAAACAAGUGGGUCCGGUUCGAGAAAGUCGAACCAAAACAAAGCGAAGUAAAUUAGCGUUCAUGACAUUGUGCUUCGUGUGUUCGUGACGGCUUCGUGCAUCCGAUGGGAUUUCGGCUUCGUGCACCCGAUGAGGCGUCCACAUAACGAUACACAGCGUUGCCAAUGUUCCAGUUUAAACUGGAUUCUUCCAGUUAAUUUUCCUCGAUCCAGUCAAACAGUUAAACCCUAAAAUCUUCCAGUUUUUCAAAAUAUUGUCCAGUUUUAUCCAGUUUUUAUAUGUGUGCUUCAGUUUUACUAAUUUUAUGUAAAAUAAAUUCACAACGCAAAAAUAUUAUCCGUGCUAUUCUUUGACCAAUUUUGUUUUUUGACAUUUUUCGUUAGAUCAAUUCAAGGUGUACUUACGAUAUUUUAUGUUAUUUAUACCUUACGCACAUUAUAGAGCUCCAUUUGCGACGACGAGGAGUUAUCUUUGAGAAAUCUGAAAAGAUAUCCGGAAGAACUAUAAAUCCAAUCGUAACGGCGAUAUAUUCCAUUAUUCCAUUAUACCAAACUUAAAGGAGAAGGGUUAUCUUUUGGAAACCUCAGAAGGUAACCGAGAGAACUCUCCCAAAACCAAUAUUUCCGGCGAUAUGUUCCGUCAUCAAUCGCGCGUACUCUGUAUUGAGCUACAAUUGCGACGGUGGAGAGUUAUCUUUCUUUACGUAAUAGCGAUGCAUAACAGCUAUUACAAACGUCCUCCUUGGGGGAUUCGGACCCUCUGCUCUGGCUUUUUGGACAUGUUAAUAUACAGAUUCGCCAUUGGCAGGCGAAGGUUUUAUAUUUCACAUUUUUGAUGAGUGCGGAAAAGAUAGCAGCGAAGAUGGCCGCAAGAAACACUACAGAAAUGCCAAAACUCGAGUUAGAAGGAAAAUAACAGAGGAUUGAAGUUAGGUUUGAUGGAGUGAUCUACAAAAACCGUGUGAGCCUCAUGCAUUAAAAUUGAUGACAUUGUCGGGCAAAUGAAUAGGAGAUGUUUCAUGUUUUAUCAAAAUAAAACCGUAAUUUCUAGAGGUUCUAGAAGAAAAGAUCCUCAAAUAUUGUUUCACAGUAAUGUUCGAGUGGUGGAAAACGUUAUUUUUGAUCUGCUCGAAUGGUUGUUUAUGAACUACAUAUAAAUACUCCAUGAAGCUUCGAAGAAAAUUCUAUUUCUCAAGCAUUGGAAUAAAUAAACAAAUUAUGGUCGAUCUGCAUCAUUCGGCAUAAUGUGGACGCGUCUUAAGACUCAUACGAUCGUAAAAGCAACAGAUUAAUUUAUUUACUCGGGAUCGCUCCGAUCUUAUCUUUUACCCCUGCACAAAAAUAAACUAUGAAUCAUACUAACUGCGAAGAGAAUUGUAUGAAGUUUAUUCAGGCGCGACGUAUUGAUAAUUCUGGUUUUAGGUCGUCGCACUUCCACGAUUCUCGCGAACGAUACAGCAGCUCCAUCUUCUCACGAUCUUGUUUUGUUUAUCGUCGCGAUUUGGACUCAUCACUCGAUACUCUCAGCUUAGGGUUCAACAUGAAAGCGCUACUGUUAUUAUCACCGCUGUAGCUUCUGAGUAGUCAGAAUGAACAAGUUUCAGAAAACAGCGGAUGACUGUGAUUCCCAGUCUUCAGAAAGCAACUCGGUGCUGAUGCGCAACAAGAGUUUUGUACCCAGUUGAGCACCCACUCCUUGCGCACACAUGCGCUCUGGCGAAUGAGCACGCUCCGAAACACAGAUGAAAUGUUUGGUUGUCAGCGCCGUGGGCGCAAGCCCAGUUUUAAGCUGAGUUUUACGUUGAAAUUUGCGCCGUGCUGCGCGCUUGAAUCUGGAUUGCUCUCUCUGUUGAGAUAUUUUUCUUCACACAUGCGUAUACGGUUCAAAUGGGGGCGCACUGUUGUUUUCAUGCUUUGCUUAGAACGAACGAAGACAAAGCGGGCGCUAGAAUUUGAUGUGUAUGUGUGUGUGUAUAUAGAGUGAGACGCGCAUCACACAAGUGAGAAGAAAUGUUUAGUAUCUGAGUUCUGCGCUGGGUACAUUUUGUGGUGUCGUGCUUAUGAGUUUUGUGCGCUUCGCACCAAGAGAGAAUACGAGUGUUCUUUGAGCGCGCGCUGAUGAAAAUUAAACUCAAGCGCAGCGCUGCGUUUGUUUUCUGAAGACUGGUGAUUCUGAAAUUGGAAGCAAUUCCCCUGAUAUCAUUCCUUUACAAAAAAUCCCCAUAGAGAUCGAAUACCACAACCGCUUAUUGCCGUAGGACUACGUCUAACCAGGAGAUAUAGUGGGUAAAAUGAAAAUCUAGGCACCGAACAAGUGGGAAAAAUGAAAGAUUUGCAACGCUUACAACUUAUGAUAGAUAGCAAAGAUGUUUACAUCAAUUGAUAGGCAAUAUUUCUUAAACAUUUUAUUAUUCUUGGGAUAAACAAUGGAAUAAUUGUGAAACUUCAAGCAUUGUUCAAACGUAGUAUGUGCCUCGUUUUAAUUGGUCCAAUAUGUGCUCCUCAAAUGGUUCUGACCAAAAGGAGUCCUACGUCUUUCGGUUAUGUCCCCGACAUUACCCACCCGUCUUUGUCGGACACCAAAUUCGUAAAAAAUCCAAAUGGAAAUUCCGGAAAAAAUUAAAUAAUAAUCUUUUUGCGAUCCAAAACACCUAAAGGUACAAACGUCAAUACUUGAACGUUUUCAUCUUCGAAACAAUAGGCGUUGAAUCCGUUUCUCAAGUUGUCUGUAUUUCAAACACAAUCGACCUCUCUUUCAUCAGUAAAUGGUUCGCUAUUCUGUACCCACGAGUGAAAAGUAGUCUUAUAUUUUUUUUUUCUGUCACCGCGUGGUCACCUCUAAUCAAUGAUCUCCCAACGUUUUUGUAAACGCAAAUUUUUCGGGCGGCCCAGUUUAUCAAGUUCUGAAAUGAUCAGCAAUAAUUUCCAUCGAAAAUAUACGUGAAAAAAAAAGACACUCAAACCCUGCACAACUCGCCUUAAUACCAAACGCCUUAAAUGAGGGAACAAACAAACAAAAGGCAAAGCAAGUGAAAAAUUAGUGAGAUCUAUCAAAACAAAGUCCAAUUCAAUACAGUAUUCAUGUGACGAGACCUUUGCGCCUUCCUAAAUGUUAAAACAAAGAAUUACAUUCAUAAUAACGGAUCGAAUUAUUUUUUAUCGCGAACGGCGACUAUAAUUGGUUGGAUUCCUCCUGAUAAUCUUUAUCGCGAGGCAACAUGCAAAAGAAAAAUACUGCAGCUAAACUAGUAAGUAGUAGCGGUGGGAACGAUUUAAAAUUAAAAAGACAAAUGUGAUUAUUUAUUUAAGAGCAAACGCGCGAAAUUUCAUGUGUACAUUUCAUACCUUCUCCUAAAUUUGGUUCUUGUUAUAUACUUUAGUUUUUGUUUAUCUGUUAUUACUCGUAAAAACAAACAAAAAAGAAACCUCUCAUCGAAUUGUUGAGAAUAUGAGAAUUGUUUAGGAUUAUUUUAAGUAGCUUUUUAUUGGUUAGCAGCUUCUUUUUUCCAAGUUUUCAUCAAAUGAAAAAUAUGUCGACGCGCGUCCGCGAACUACGCGUGCGAACUCCCCCCUCAACAGGUGUUAUUGUGUUACAGGAGUGAUGAUAAGUUCGCAUUAAGAUAAAGAAAAACAUCGAUUUCAGCCGACAGCACGCCCCCCGCGUGCGCGUAAAUGUUUGAUUAGUUAGUAAGUGCGAUUGUGCAACUUACACACGUAGGAUUAUUACAGCGUAAAACACCCACACACACAUCUAUGAUUAAAUAAUGAUUAUUGUUAGUAUUUUUCAAGUGUAGCCAAUAGCGCGUGUGAUGAAGGAAGCUUAUCAAAAAUUCUCCCGUCGAUUCUUUGAUGAUUUGGCGGUUUUUGUUUUGGUUUUGUUUCACCUGUAAAUAUAGUGUGUGUGUUUGUCACAAAAACGGAUUGAUUGCAAAUGGGAUUGCAGUAGAAAAAAGCGAAAACAAGGUAGGUGUGUUUGGGAUAUAUAUGGAGAUAUACGAAACGAGCGAACUGUAGGAACCGACAGAAGCCGUAGAAGAUAAGCUUAAACCGUUCGAAUUCAAGUAUGAUACCCAAUUGUGAAUAAACCUAGAUGUGAAUAAAGUAGAGCGAUAAUGAAGCAACAAUUUCAUAAGAA
Messenger RNA from Toxorhynchites rutilus septentrionalis, 17229 nucleotides. RefSeq lists its product as uncharacterized. Lineage: Eukaryota; Metazoa; Arthropoda; Insecta; Diptera; Culicidae. Gene Ontology annotation, molecular function: protein binding. The transcript has 18 exons. The coding region runs from base 1907 to 9166 and encodes 2419 amino acids. The record is from RefSeq and is a predicted model, not a curated record. Gene Ontology annotation, biological process: signal transduction.